AUGGACCAAGCCAACAGAGGAGUCCACUGCAAGCGGUGUAAUAUUAGCUUCUCCUUGGAUAAAUAUUACCGCUCGCAUGUUGGAUACUCUAUCAAGCACAAUGUCUGUCAUCUGUGUGUGGACCAUCAGGACUUUGAGACCUUUACCAGCCUACAGCGCCAUCUGGAAGAAGCCCAUCUUUAUUGUGAGCCCUGCCACUGGUUCGCCCCUUCAGCCAUUGGGCUACGCCAGCAUAAUACCUGUAAACACUACCUAUGUGUUGCAUGUGGUGACUACUUUCCAAACGCCCAUGAGUUGAAUGGGCAUGCAUUCAAACAUAGGCCCCGCGGAGUUUCUUGCUACUGUUGUUCCCAGGACUUUUCGACCCUCUCUGCGAUGUUUAAUCACCUGGAAUCUGGAAACUGCCCUUCUGGAGUAGGACAUGAUGAUAUCCUACAGCUUGCAGCGAACUUUGUUCAGUCGUUACCCAAUGGAAAAGGGUAUAUAUUCUUCUGCCCUGGAUGCCAGAAACCUUUUCGACGGAUGUGUGAUCUUCUGCAGCACUCGGAGACCAGUUCUUGCAACGAAGGCUACUGGAAGAAAUCAGGCUAUAUCGGGUCUCUAGUCACGUAUAUCGCGACCUGCAUCUCGGAACUUAUCCCCAGGCCAGAGGAAUAUGGCGAUAAUGACAAAGCUGUGCCAGACGAAGAUACCGAAGAAACUCCCCGCCCAGUGUUCAACAUCCCAAAAAUCGUGAUCACCGAGCCAACAUGA
This is a messenger RNA of Microsporum canis CBS 113480, 753 nucleotides long. RefSeq lists its product as hypothetical. Lineage: Eukaryota; Fungi; Ascomycota; Eurotiomycetes; Onygenales; Arthrodermataceae. The record is from RefSeq and is a predicted model, not a curated record. The transcript has 2 exons. Bases 1 to 753 code for a protein of 250 amino acids.